Messenger RNA from Fopius arisanus, 957 nucleotides. It is a transcript of the gene Naxe, whose product is annotated as NAD(P)HX epimerase. Gene Ontology annotation, molecular function: NAD(P)HX epimerase activity. The record is from RefSeq and is a predicted model, not a curated record. NCBI's taxonomy places the organism in Eukaryota, Metazoa, Arthropoda, Insecta, Hymenoptera, Braconidae. Gene Ontology annotation, cellular component: mitochondrion. The transcript has a single exon. Bases 145 to 924 code for a protein of 259 amino acids.
ACAAGUUGACCAUCACCAAAGCUAUCAAAAUAUCAACAAGUCUGUGCACCUGUCAGCCCUUUAGAAUAAGAGAAUAAAAUCAAGAAGAAAAAAAGGUAGACAAGAUCUUUUUCAAAAUUCCUAACAACUUUGUACUACCAUUUAAUGAUAAGAACCAUCUCCAAGACCUGCUCGAACCCCUGGGGCCCUACUAACCUCAGCCUUCAUCGAGCCAUCACGGGUUCCUCCUGGAAAAUGGUGAAAUACCUCAACCAGAAGGAAGCGAUAAAAGUAGACGAGGACCUCUUCAAGUCCUACCGCUUCAGCGUUGAUCAGCUGAUGGAGCUAGCAGGUCAGGCCUGUGCAAUUGCCAUAACCAAGACCUAUCCCCCAUCAAAAGCAAUCCCCAACCCCGUCCUCAUCUGUUGCGGCCCUGGCAACAACGGUGGAGAUGGUCUAGUUUGCGCUCGACACCUCAAACUCUUCGGAUACGAUCCCGAGGUCUACUAUCCGAAAAAAACCACCAACAAACUCUACGAAAACCUCAUGCACCAGUGCACACAAAAUGGCGUCACGGUACACGACAAAAUGGCCGACAUUAAGGACUCAAAGGAAUUCAAAGUGAUAGUCGAUGCUCUCUUCGGUUUCAGUUUCAAACCACCAGUGAGGGAGGAAUUUGUACCCAUUAUCGAGUACCUGAAGAGAGCAGAGAGGCCCAUUUGCAGUGUGGAUAUACCAUCGGGAUGGGAUGUGGAGGCUGGGCCUCCAGAAGAUGAGGGAAUCAAACCGGAAAUGCUAAUUUCAUUAACAGCACCAAAAUUGUGUGCAAAAAAAUUCAAAGGGAUUCAUUUUCUUGGUGGGAGAUUUGUCCCAAAGAAUUUGGAGGUAGAGUGUGGACUGAAAUUACCAGAGUACCUUGGAACUGAACUUGUUGUCUUAUUGUGAAGAAUUUACAAUAAAUACACCAUGGAAUUUUCA